This is a messenger RNA of Thecamonas trahens ATCC 50062, 1885 nucleotides long. RefSeq names its product transcriptional repressor rco-1. Gene Ontology annotation, molecular function: protein binding. The coding region runs from base 92 to 1855 and encodes 587 amino acids. The record is from RefSeq and is a predicted model, not a curated record. Lineage: Eukaryota; Apusomonadida; Apusomonadidae. The transcript has a single exon.
GCGGCUUCACGACUUGGUGGUUCUUGCUGGUGGUCGGCCUGGUGUCCGCCGCCUCGACCAUGCCCGUCCUUCGCUUGCCGCAGCCUUUGACAUGGAGCACUUGCUACCCAUGCUCGUCCACAACCCGCUCCCGCCCGCUGCUUCUGCUCUCCAUCCUGCUGGCAGCUCGGCUGAGCCGUCCUCCUCCUCCUCCUCCUCCUCCUCGCUCGGUGCUGCAAAGGCGGAGCUAGCUUCCCAGCCGUCGACCCGCACAGUGGCUGGCAUGGUCGGCAACGAGCUCCGUGGUGCCCCGCAGAAGACCUCCCGCUCGCGCAAGUCCAACCACACCCUCCGCCCGCCGCAGUAUUUUACCGCAGCAGGUUCAGAUACGGCUCGCGCCCGCCGCCGCGCCUCGUGGGCGCCCGGAGUCACCGCAAAGUCGACCUUGUUUACCCCGCGCCCGCCGCCCGCUGCCAAACUUCCCGCCCGUCCAAAGCCAGCAAAGGCACCCGCGUCCGCCACGGCGCCGGACGACCAGCGCACCCUGCCACCGCUGGUGAAGCAAAUUGCUCCGGCCGCAAGCCGGACUUCCGGUGAUGACGUUAGCUCGUCGUCGCCUGUCGACAUGGACGUCGUACCGUCGGCAGCAGGCUCUCCGUCGUGCCCGGCUCCGGCUCCACAAGGCGGCAGCGUCGGUGGUGCGGCCCUCGGCAACAACGACGACAACGAGCAGCGCCCGGCCAAACGGAGCCGUGGCCUCGGCGCGCGUGUGACGUCAUCCGCGGGCAUCGGCCCGUUGUUUGAGACCUCGCCGUCGGGCCUUGUCGAGCACGUCAAGCUCCCGUGUCCGGUGGUGUGCUCAGCGCUGGCGGUCACGCCCGGGCAGGGAAGCUAUGUGGCCACUGGCUCGAACGCAGUCCGGGUGUAUGCAACGGCGGCGCUGAUGGCAACUCAUGCCGGUGGCGACGCGACGCCCGAACCGUUUGCGGUUGUCACGCCGGCCGCAGUCACCUUUGUCCGCACCCUCGCCUGGGCGCCCAACUCGGAGUGGUUGGCCAUUGGCGGCGAGGGCGCCGCCGAUGUCACCCUCUGGGCCCCGGCGCUGGCCUCGGGCUCUGGCGUCGAGCGCCCAUCGUCCACCCUCCUCCGCGGACACUCUGACGAUGUGUACUCAGCCGCUUGGGCACCCAACUCGCGGACCCUGCUCACGUCGUCCAAAGACGGCUCGGUUUGUGUCUGGCGGCCGCAGGCUGUGGAACAGACCGACGUCAACGACACGACUGGGCCGGUGGCCCAGUGGGCCGUCUCGACCGAGCUCGGCGCCGAGCCGGUAGCUGUCACCUCGGUCGACAUCUCGCCUGACGGCGCCUUUGCCGUCACCUCGACGGUGCGGCAAGCGCUGCAUGUCCACGACCUCUCGACCGGCCGCAUUGUCUCAUCGUUCACUGGUCACUCGGACACCGUCAACAAGGCUGCCUGGUCGCUCUCUGGCCGCUGCUUUAUGUCGUCGUCAGCCGACGGUACUGUCAAGAUCUGGGACGCCCGCGCCCCGGCCGCGCCCAUCGCGACCUGUGCCGGCCCAGCCGCUGGCGUCUUUUGCGCUCAGCUCACUGGCGCCACCGGCGUACUUGCCGGUGGCGCCGACGGCGGCGUCUACGCCUGGGACACGCGCACACCCUCCCGCCCGCUCGGCAUCCUCCGCACCUCGACUCGCGCCGCCGUCUUCUCCAUCGCCGCUGGCCCAGCCCUUGCGGAUUCGACCCCGCUCUCGUCGCCCUACACAAUGGCUCUCAUCACAGGCUCCAAUGACGAGUCGGCCCGCGUCUGGUCGCUCGACGUCGCCUCAGACAUGGCGGCCUUUCUCCCCACUCUCUAGUGUAUGCGCCGCCUCGUAUCUAAAUUGCAC